AUGCAAUAGACAACAUUAAAUUCGAAGAAACGACGAAUAAAUUCAAUAAAACAAACAAAUUUAGCAUCUAUUGUUGAUGAUGAUGAUUUAGAAACUACAACGAAAAAAAAACGAAAAUCUUCGAAAAAAAAAUCUGAAUUGAUAACUUCAUCACAAGCAACACGGGCUGUUACUACCCUUGAAACAAUAACACCACGUCAAGAAGAUUCUGAUCAAAAUAGUGUUAUAUUAUCUGGUCAAAGUCAACAAUAA
Messenger RNA from Rotaria sp. Silwood2, 252 nucleotides. Lineage: Eukaryota; Metazoa; Rotifera; Eurotatoria; Philodinida; Philodinidae. The record is from the annotation of a GenBank genome assembly.